GAUACAAUUUAUUGCUGGCAAGCUUGGAGUUGGAUGGGGUUGUGUGUUAAGUUUUGAGCACAGAGAGUGUGGCCUGGUAACGAGAAAAGAUGCAUAUUUGAUUAAAGGUUCGCACAAAUCUCAUAUGGCCUGGAGAUUUGUUAGCCAGAUGCUUUUGAAGCUCCAUUCAAUCUGCAUCAAUCACAUCUCUCCCAUCCGUACAAAGUCCGCUUCAACAAAGACUAAUUACAAAUAUCUCUACUAUUUAUUUUGGUGCCCUACCUACGAGGACGCCGAUUGGAGCGGGUAGAAGAUGCGGGGGGGGGGGGGGGGGGGGGGUCUACUAUUUUCACAGUAUGGAAGAAAUUUGUGCACAUCAGGUGGGAAUGGUGGACUCAACGGAUUUGUGGCAUGCACGAUUGGGGCACCCUUCAGCUUCAGUAGUGCGUAAAGUUUCCAGUCUUAUUAAUUAUGUUCCUAGCUCUCAGUUAGAAAAUAAGGCCUGUGAUGCAUGUUUGCGUGCUAAACAAACUAGAGCCGCCUUUGAUUUAAAUUCUGCUCGUGCUAUUGAAUGUUUUGAAAUGAUUCACUGUGAUAUAUGGAAUCCUUAUCAGUAUUCUUCUUCUUGUGGUGCCCGUUAUUUUUUAACAAUUGUGGAUGAUCAUUCUCGUGCGGUUUGGAUACAUCUGUUGCUUAAUAAAGGAGAAGUGGGAACCAUCUUGAAACAUUUUUUUGCUAUGACUAAGAGGCAGAUUAAUAAAGAAGUUCGUGUUGUGCGAAGUGAUAACGGGAAAGAGUUUAUUGCACUGAAAAAUUAUUUUAAUGAACAUGGGAUUGUUUUUCAAACUAGCUGUGUCUAUACGCCACAACAAAAUGGCCGGGUUGAACGAAAGCACAGACAUAUUCUGGAGGUGGCUAGGGCGUUACGUUUUCAUGCUAAUUUGCCUAUUCAUUUUUGGGGCAAAUGUGUAUUGGCUGCCGGGUAUUUAAUUAACCGCUUACCUUGUUGCCUCUUGAAUUAUAAAAGUCCUUAUGAGAUUUUGUACAACAAAACGCCAUGCUAUACUAAUCUCCGUGUGUUUCGAUGUAUGUGCUACGCCCAUAACAAAAAUGUACUUGGUGAUAAAUUUGCACCGCGUGGCGUUAAGUGUGUUUUUCUUGGGUAUUCUUAUUCCCAAAAGGGAUGGAAAGUUUUUGAUCUUGAAAACCAGAAGCAUUUUGUAUCCCGAGAUGUUCGAUUCUUUGAGAAUCAAUUCCCGUUUGGUUCCACUCUGCCAUGCAACGUAAAUGAACAGGAUGGGGAUCGUGAGGCUCACACAGAUGGUGCUCCUUCUACUCAUAUUCAAGAGUGGCCACGUUUGGGUGAUGACAAGGAUAUACAUGCUGAUGAAGGUGGAACCAUCACCUCACAUGACACGGGUUCAACCAGGGCUUCACCACCGCAUGCAUCCUUUGAUGACUCCGCACUUCUUGAUUCCCGCGAGGCUCAGUCAACAGGAAUGUCGGGUGAUCAUACGUCUACGGCAGUGGGUGAUGUGGGGCCAACACCAAUUUCUACUGCUUUGAGACGCAGUAAACGCACACGUGGCGUCCCAGCAUGGCAGCAUGAUUAUGAAAUCCAAUUAAAUACUGUGAAAAUGGUUACUGCCCCCAGUCAACUUCCUACUACGAUCGUCUCCUCAGGUACACCUUAUCCCUUAUCUGAUGUAGUGAAUUAUGAUCGUUUUUCUGUGCAGCAUCGAGUCUUUCUUGCAGCUAUCAGUGCCAACCGUGAGCCCCAGACAUACAAAGAAGCGGUUCUUUCACCUCACUGGAGAGAGGCAAUGCAACGGGAGAUAGUUGCGCUUGAACGUAAUGGGACGUGGGAAGUAGAACAAUUACCUCCCGACAAACGAGCUAUAUUCUGUAAGUGGGUGUACAAAAUUAAGUAUAAGAGUGAUGGAUCCAUUGACAGAUAUAAAGCUCGUCUUGUGGUGUGCGGGAAUCGGCAGGUUCAUGGAAUUGACUAUCAUGAGACUUUUGCGCCUGUUGCCAAAAUGGUGACAGUACGGACUAUUUUAUCUGUUGCCGCUGCACGUGACUGGGAACUGCAUCAGAUGGACGUUGACAAUGCAUUUUUGCAUGGAGACUUAGGGGAGGAGGUUUACAUGCAUUUUCCACCAGGCUAUUCGGCAUCUGCUCUCGGGAAAGUAUGCCGACUGAUAAAGUCUUUAUACGGGUUGCGCCAGGCACCCCGAUGUUGGUUCUCUAAACUCACCCAAGCUCUUCAUUCUUAUGGCUUUAUACAGUCCGGAGCAGAUCAUUCCCUUUUCACUUUUCGUGCAUCAGGGAAAAUAUUAUGCAUUUUGAUUUAUGUGGAUGACUUGUUAAUUACAGGCAAUGACCAUCAGCAAAUUCUUGAUUUUAAACUUUACUUGGGUAAACAUUUUCCUGUUAAGGACUUGGGUUCUAUGAAAUAUUUUAUUGGCAUUGAAAUAGCACGCAACCCCACUGGGAUAUUUCUAUGCCAGCGAAAAUAUGUUCUGGAUAUUUUAUCUGAAACUGGUCUGCUAGGAGCUAAACCUGCGUCCUUUCCAAUGGUUCAGAAUCAUGGGCUUCAACUUGAUGCAAGUCCAUUUUAUGAGAAUCCUGAACAAUAUUGCCGGUUAGUUGGGAAACUUAUCUAUCUCACCCUCACUCGGCCGGAUAUUUCCUAUUCUGUGCAUAUACUUUCCCAAUUCAUGCAGCAACCGCGCAUUUCGCAUUGGGAGGCUGUAGUUCGUGUAUUACGGUAUCUUAAGGCACACCUAGGGCAAGGAAUAUUUUUACGACGUGAUUCAAAUCUUUCUUUAACCGGGUUUUGUGAUUCGGACUGGGCGAGUUGCCCGACUACUCGACGCUCUAUUUAUGGAUAUUUUGUUAUGCUCGGGUCCUCUCCUAUUUCAUGGCGCACCAAGAAACAAAACACGGUUUCGAGAUCUUCGGCCGAAGCUGAAUAUAGGUCCAUGGCACUAUUAACAUGUGAGUUAUUAUGGCUCAAGAGUUUGCUUUCGUCACUCGCGGUCUGCCACUCUCAACCGAUGCGGCUUUUCUGUGACAAUCAGGCGGCUCUUCACAUUGCUUCUAACCCGGUCUAUCACGAGCGGACUAAACAUAUUGAAAUCGAUUGUCAUUUCUUGCGGGACCAUAUUAGUUCUGGCGUCAUUCUACCUUCCCAUCGGUCCACUACCGAACAACUAGCCGAUGUCCUCACCAAAGCUCUCGGUCAAAGACAGUUCGAAUAUUUGUUGUCCAAGAUGGGUAUUCGGGACCCUCAUAGCCCAUCUUGAGGGGGGGUGUUACACGCUAUAAUUCUUGGAGCGGAAGCUUAGUCCGUAAUUGGCGGACUUCUAGUUGUACAUAUAUUUUCCUUUUAUUCUAUUUUAUUCUUUCCUUCUUUAUAGGAGAUUUUGUUGUAUAGGAGCUGUAUAUAUGUAACCCCUCGGUGUUUCCAAUAAAACAAGAAAAACACUUUGCAAAACUGGUUCGUGUAGUUUAACA
Messenger RNA from Cuscuta europaea, 3498 nucleotides. NCBI's taxonomy places the organism in Eukaryota, Viridiplantae, Streptophyta, Magnoliopsida, Solanales, Convolvulaceae. The record is from the annotation of a GenBank genome assembly.